Molecule: messenger RNA, 813 nt
Organism: Mauremys reevesii (Reeves's turtle)
Lineage: Eukaryota; Metazoa; Chordata; Testudines; Geoemydidae
Product: apolipophorins-like
Exons: 7
Coding region: 1-813 (270 amino acids)
Biological process (GO): lipid transport
Molecular function (GO): lipid carrier activity
Source: RefSeq, a predicted model, not a curated record
AUGGUGACAAGAAUUCUGGCAGGAUACUUGGGAGGAAACUGCACCUUGCAAGAAUCAGGACUCAGCCAGCUGCAGCUAGUGUUAAAAGCAAUUGGAAAUGCAGGGUUGGCAGCAACAUCUCUAACACCUAGCCUGAGUUCUUGUGCAUCCCUGAGAAGCAAUCCCACUGAAAUCCGCCUGGCUGCCAUACAGGCCUUCAGACGCAUUCCCUGUUCUGCCAAUCGUACUGUAUUAGUCCGUUUAUAUCAAGCAGCCGAUGAUGACGUGGAAAUAAGAAUUGCUUCAUAUUAUAUAGCAAUGAAAUGUCCGAGUGAAGAGCUGUUUAACCAAGUACAACAGACUUUGCAGGAGGAGACAUCCAGCCAAGUGGGUUCUUUUGUUUGGAGUCACCUCUCUCAGCUCCUGGAGACAGAUGAUCCCCUGAAGCAAUAUCUUAGAGAUUCUCUUCCUGAUGACAUUCUCAGCAGAGAGUUUGACUGGGAGAUAUGGAAAUAUUCCUCGUAUUCAGAUGUCACUUUCCAUUCAGCAACUGCAGGUGCUAAUGUGGAGGCAGCACUGGUCUUUUCUCCUGCAUCUUUCAUCCCACGAUCAACAAUGACAAACUUGACUAUAUACACCCUAGGGCGGGCUAUAAAUCUAUUGGAGUUCAAUGUACGGUUAGAGAAUGCGGAAGAUCUCAUGCAGAAGAUGGUUGGCCAACACUCUGCUACUUUUAGUGAAUACUUGUUUACAAAUACUGAUGAAAGAAACUCCAAGUGCCAAGCCCAAGUUAAGAAACGCAAAGCAGAGCUGUCCAGGUGGAAAGUACAAUAA